UGUCCAGGUACAUGUAACCUCUUCUCUCAUCUUCUUCCUCCUUGCUGCAACCAGAAGCCACAUCAGCCAUGGAUGAUCACAACCAGUGCCACAACAACAGCCCCAACCUUCGGAGAUCUGUUCCUGACGGCACUGUCACCGAGCCUGUGCGCACCCGAUGGACUCCGAAGCCCGAGCAAAUCCUUAUACUGGAGUCUAUCUUCAACAGUGGCAUGGUAAACCCUCCAAAAGGCGAGACCGUGAGGAUCCGCAAGCUCCUCGAGCAGUUCGGCUCCGUGGGUGACGCCAAUGUCUUCUACUGGUUCCAGAACAGGCGGUCGAGGUCCCGCCGCCGCCAGCGCCAGUUGCAGGCGAGCCUUAUGGCCGGGCAACAAGUCAGCAGUGGAGUUCCACGUGCUUCGACGCCGCCCACCUCGUCGAACACGUCAUCUAGUAACUCUGCCGGAGGAGAAGCAGGAUUGUUUUCAUGCUCUUCUUUUGCUUCUCCUUCCUCCUCUAACUUUAUGAUCGAUGAUAGUGCCGAUGAUCUCUUCUCGAUCUGUCGUCAGAUGGGAUUCAUGGAGAGCACUCAGGAUAUCUCGCAGCUACACUACCAACCCGGAACAGUGAUCGUAUUCAUCAAUGGCGUCCUUAACGAGGUUCCGAGUGGGCCUAUAGAUCUCAGAGCCAUGUUUGGUCACAAUGUGAUGCUUGUUCAUUCUUCUGGAGAGGUGCUACCUGUCAAUGAGCAUGGAAUUCUCAUGCAGAGCCUGCAGAUGGGUGAAAGUUAUUUCUUAGUUACGAGGCCUACUUAGUGUGAGUUCAGUUGUAGUUCGGAGAAGAAGAAUGGGUUCAGAAAAUUGAAUGAGAAUACAUGAUGAGGUCCAGAGUUUGAAGCUUAAGGAGAAGCAGACUGUGUGCUGAGAGUUCAUCAUUCUGAACUAUCAUCAUCAUUUUAUGCAAACACCUUUGUGACAGAAACUGACUGUUGCUUUGCACUUGUUUCGAUCAUGGUUUUCAGGGGGAAUAAAUGAGGAAUUCAUUGCCCUUUUGGCAGAAUA
This is a messenger RNA of Musa acuminata subsp. malaccensis (wild Malaysian banana), 1040 nucleotides long. Its product is annotated as WUSCHEL-related homeobox 11-like. Lineage: Eukaryota; Viridiplantae; Streptophyta; Magnoliopsida; Zingiberales; Musaceae. Gene Ontology annotation, molecular function: DNA-binding transcription factor activity; DNA binding. The record is from RefSeq and is a predicted model, not a curated record. Gene Ontology annotation, biological process: adventitious root development.